This is a messenger RNA of Rhopilema esculentum, 2395 nucleotides long. RefSeq lists its product as uncharacterized. The record is from RefSeq and is a predicted model, not a curated record. NCBI's taxonomy places the organism in Eukaryota, Metazoa, Cnidaria, Scyphozoa, Rhizostomeae, Rhizostomatidae. Gene Ontology annotation, biological process: steroid biosynthetic process. Gene Ontology annotation, molecular function: oxidoreductase activity, acting on the CH-OH group of donors, NAD or NADP as acceptor.
UACACAACAAGCACAAUACUGGGUACGUAAAAUUUUCAUUCCUUGCAUCACACUGUUAGAAAAUGGCGGAGGGAAACGCCCCGUGUGUUCUUGUUACUGGUGCUUCAGGUUUCGUUGCAAACCAUUGCAUCAAAAAGCUAUUGGAAGAUGGAGAAUUUCGAGUUAAAGGGACAGUUAGAAGUUUGUCGAAUGAAACAGUUUGUGAAGCUUUGAGGAAUUUGGUUCCUGACGCAAAGUACCCACUUCAACUUGUGCAAGCAGAUUUGCUGGACGAAGGAUCAUGGAAAGGUGCCGUUGAGGGUUGCACGUACGUCCUUCAUGUUGCUUCUCCAUUCUUCACUGAGACGCCAAAACACGAAGAUGAGUUCAUAAAGCCAGCUGUUGAUGGAACCCUGAAUGUUUUGAAGGCUUGCAAGGAAGUGGGUGGUGUCAAAAGAGUCGUUCUCACCAGCUCAAUGGCUGCAAUUUUCGUCGGCAAUUUGAAGAAAGAACUUGACGAAGGAGACUGGUCAGAUGUUAAAAAAGCAAAUGCCUAUGAAAAAAGCAAAUGCUUAGCGGAGAAAGCUGCUUGGGAUUUCGUUAAAGAAUUGCCGGACGAAAGCAAGUUUGAGUUGGUAGCAAUCAAUCCUGGCUUCAUCAUAGGCCCCCUUCUGAUGAAGAAAGAAUGUGCCAGCUUCAAAACCAUUAAACAGCUUUUGGUUAGAGAAAUGUCUGCCGUGCCUGAUCUUCGUAUUGCUAUUGUUGAUGUAAGGGAUGUUGCAGAGGCACAUGUGAAGUCCAUCACAAACCCAGAUGCUGCUGGGAACAGACACAUAUUGUCUGCAGGAAACAAUUCCUACUCUUUUUUGCAACUGGCUGACAGUCUAGCAAAAGAAUUUAACAGCAAAGGUUUUAAUGUACCAACAAAAAAAGCACCAAAACCAUUGUUGUGGUUUUUUAGUUGGUUCAAUAAGGAUCUCAAGGCUUCUUAUCCCUAUAUAGGUGUAGCUUGGAAGAUGAAUAAUAGUCGCAUGAAAAAUGUACUUGGUAUAGAAGGUCGAGAUAUAAAUGAGGCUGUUGUAGCCAUGGCCCAAAGUAUGAUUGAUCUUGGAAUGGUUCAAAAGCCACCAGAAAAAAUCCCAGGUGGAGGUGCAACAGGAAAAUCUGCCGAGACUGCUAGUAAUGAGGGAAAGAAGGAUGGAGAUUCUACAGGAGAAGCAAAAGGUAAGGAAGAUGGAGGAGAAGUUGAGGAAAAGAAGGAGGAAGGUAAAGAAGAUAAUGGAAAGGAAGAAGAAGGUAAAGUAGAUGAUGCAAAAGAAGAAGAAGGUAAAGUAGAUGAUGAAAAGGAAGAAGAAGGUAAAGUAGAUGAUGAAAAGGAAGAAGAAGGUAAAGUAGAUGAUGAAAAGGAAGAAGAAGGUAAAGAAGUUAAGGGAGAGAAAGAGGAAGAAGAGGGAAGAGAGGACAUAGAAAAGGAAGGAGAAAGUCAAGAUGCCGAAGAAAAAAAGGAUGACAAGGAAGACAAACAGAAUGAAAAGUAGGAUUGAGUGAAAGAUGAGAAGGAAAUGGAAAGUAGGAAUUAGAAUUUUGGCUGCCAUUAUGAAUAACGACGAAGAAAUUGUUAAGGUAUGUAGUAAUUUAGAAAUUAAAAUUGGGUUUUCAUAAGGGAUUUUUGUGACAUUAAUAUGCAGCUGACUAGGCUUGAAUUUUAUGAAUGUAUUCUUAUUUACUUUUUGCAUCUAAAAAGUUUAUUUCUUGGCUUCUAUUUAUAGAAUAGCUUGCUAAAAUAGAGAAAAAAGGCUGGAGUUUUAGUUGGUGUUGCUUUAUUUAGAUCAAGGUGCAGGCAUGCAGUAUGUCAUAUUUAUUGAUAAAAAUGAGAACUGAUCGCGUAAAGGGGUAAAAAUUUCCUUUGUUCCUUCAUAUGAAUGGCUCUGUAGGAACCUAUCCCUGCAACAUUAUGAAACCCCCCCCCCCCCAUUAAACUUCCCUCCCGUAUUUCUGAGUAGAAACUUCAUAAAUAUAGAAAUAUGAAAGUGCAAACUUCUGAUCCCUUUUGCCUGAACUGAAAUAUCUAUUUACCUCUUUCUUUCCCUUUUAUGUCAUUUUAGUUUCAUAAAAAACCUGAAUUCUUGAAAUGGAGAUUAGUAUACUUGAUUUUUAUAACAAAGUUUGACACAUCAACCGUUUUGAAAUUUCAAAAUUAAGUUCCAAGGAAGUGUGUCAGCCCAUACUUUUAUGCAUUUCAUUAGCACAACAGCCACAAUGGAAAUUGUUUACCUCUAGAUACAACUUACACUGGUAUCUUUGCAUCAUACUCAUAUACAUAUAGCUCUUAUAGUUUUGAAAACUCACAGAUAUUUAAUAUAAAAUGUCAAGUCUUGAUUAUAAUUCAUUGUAUCAUAGAAACAUAGAAUUCAAA